UCCAAGCCUGAAAUCAUCAAUCGUCCAUUAGAAUGGUUGAUGUGCAACAACUAUGAGAACUGUUCCCUCUACUACUGCCAUGGAUGAUGUUGUCUGUCAGCGCUGAGCUCUCUGAUGCACUAAAUGAAUGAACAUGCACUGGAAGACCUGAGGAUCUUUGCUGCCUUGUCCUUGCCAUCAGUAAUCUGCUUCUCAAGGAAAAAAUGGUGAGCAAGGAGGCCAGCAAAUGCAUAGUCACCAACUCCGAGUCGGACUCUGAGGCGGCCCCGUCGUUGUCCCUGGAGAUGAAGUACUCCCUGGAUGCUAGCAGACAUGUACGGAAGAGGAACAAGGCCCUGCAGGUGCGCUUCAAGGACAUCUGCGAGGCCCAGAAUGAGCAGCGCGAGGCAGCUUGCCAGGCGGCCGGGAAGGGCGGCAGAACUGCCUCCUGCCGGGCUCCGUACCGCAAAUACAUGACGGUACCGGCGCGGCGCUCCAUCCCCAACGUCACCCGGAGCACAGGCGUCCAGACCUCGCCCGACCUCCGGAAGCGCUACCAGACAUUCCCCUUCGAGCGUAAGAAGGGCCACACUUUCAAACAUGCCGCCACAGUGGAGAGUUUCAAAGGGCACAGCAACGGUUUGGCCGCUACCAGGAAAGUUCCGGAAACCACGGUGGGCUCAGGAGAGGCCAUGCAGUCGGUGGGGAGGGGUGUCUAUCGGACGCAAGCGCUGCUCCACACGAACAACUGCACGGUGGCAGCGGAGCCAUUCUCCACCGCCGACUGUCCGGACGGACCGACGAGCCCGGAAUCGGAGGUGAGCUGCCCCGAAGACAAACAGUACUUACCAAAUGUUUUGGACUCCAGUACAAAUGCAGAGUACCACGUAUACGGUCCUGAGACCGGGCACCAGAAAGGAUUACAUCGGGGAGAGGGGGAUCCUUACCCGUCUGCCAAGCGGCAGCUGUUAAACUUUGACGAGGCCCCCGGCGCACCACGUAAAGACCCGGCGGCGGGUGUGACCGGGCCCAUCGCAUGGAACUCCCUGACGCAGGUGGAGUGCCUGGAGAGCCCGUCUGCGCAGGGCAAGCGCAAAAAGGGACCGCAGCUCAAUGGGCUGCAGAUGCAGUCGCAAGCCGCGCCCCCCGCCGCCUGUCACGGCACGCAGCUGCGGUGCCAUGCGGCCGCGUUCGCUUCCCACGCCCUGCAGGGUGCCGAGGCGGCCAAGGCCCUAUCCAGGGCUGCCACGGGAGCGCCCGAGCCGUGCCACCAGAUCGUGCCCGUCGCUCAGGACGGGGACCUUAAAGCACAGCUCCAGGUGAUGGAGAACCUGAUUAGCUCAAGCCAGGAGACCAUCAAAGUGCUUCUGGGAGUCAUUCAGGAGCUGGAGAAGGGAGAAGCCCACAGGGAGGGUCUCUCCUAUCGAACCGGACAGGACACGACCAACUGUGACACGUGUCGAAACAGCGCGUGCAUUAUUUACAGCGUCGAGCUGGACUUCAAGCAACAGGAGGACAAGCUGCAGCCUCUGAUGAAGAGGCUCUGUCCAAUGGACGACACACAGCUCCCAUCUCUGCCUUACUCCCACGAAGCCUUCACCUCCACGCCCAAACGCAAGUCUAAAACAGAGUCCAAGAAGCAUGCCCGCUGGAAACUCUGGUUCCUUUGAAAGCCUGCUUUCUUGAUUGUUCCGUCUGCAGUUUUGGUUCUGAAAUAAACAAGCCCAGUCGGUUUUAAAAUUUUAUUUUUUUACUCAAAGAAAGGAUAUCAGUUGUCCCUUCUUACCCUGGAUAUUGACACCAAACAGUGCUGAACUAGAAAAAACGUUGUUUAUCUUUGCUUAAAAACAAGUGAAGAACUCACGGAGUCUUCUAUUUUUAUCGCAUUCACCUAAAAAAAAAUGGAUUCGCACUUGUGAUUAAUUUGCAGAAGCAUGGCGUGAAAUUUCACCAUGCACAACUUAUUUGCAGAUCGGCAAGGUGAGAACCAAAUUGGAUUAACGUUCAUCCAUCUAUUUAUUUAUUCAUUUCAGACAGAAGUCUUUCAGAGUGAAUUUUUUUGUUGUUUUUGAAAAAUGUCACGGUGGUCAUGAUUUAUUUACGAGUUUGCUGCCAUUGUUUUGCAUUUCAUUAUCCUGGGUUCAUCUACACAUGGGCAGUACGCUAAGCACGAGGGAACCACAGACUUUUCAGGCAAAGCCUUGGUUUUUGUUCAAAACCUCCCCAACAGCACAUGAAAACAUCACGGCGAAGCACAACUUACCUUCUACGGAGGUCAAAUGGACGGAUGUUUCCAUAAGGGAAUGCAGUGUGCACAAGACAUGCAGAUACAUAUGUUCACAUGCGUUAACACACUGAGAGAGAGAGAGAGAGAGAGAGAGAGAGAUGUUUUUCUCUGGCAAACUGUUUUUCUGGAAACUGUUGUUUCUGGGAUUUUUUCCCCAAUUUUCUCUGAGGACAAACUACAUUUCUGGUGGCUUCAUGGACAGAAACAAACCAAAAGAAGCCCACAGUGAAAAUGUCAUUCAUACUUUGAAGAAUAAAAAUCUUCACAUACCUUGAAUUUGCAGUCAUUCACUGAAAAAAAUAAGAAAAAAUUGCGACUAUUUUUAUAUAAUACUUAGGUUAGGCAUCUCAGUGUAUUUUCUGAACAAUAAAAGUAUAUAAAAUAGGAAUAUGUUAGCAAACGUCAAACUUAAUUUUUUUUUUUUGCUUUAUUAGACUCUGGUAAUAAAAAAAAGAUUUGUGAACUGUAUUUUAUUAAGGUUUACGACCUCUUGAAUUUAACUGGAAUUUGCAAACAAGUUUAAAACAAAUAUUUAAGCUUUAUUAUGACACUUCUUGUUUUUAAAUAAUCAAUGAAACUUUCUGUCAAAUGACAAGCCGACCCAUUUACCUCUAACAGGAAAAUGCACUGAACUGAUGCCUAUUGCUUUGGUCAGCUUGUCACAUAUACUGGUGAUCUGUUGUCAUUUUCUCUCACUGUCCAGACAAAUCAAAUUUGAAUCAGCUGUUAUUGUAUUACUAAAUGAUGUAAUCUGAGAAAGACCCUCAAAAGAUUUUUAUAGCAUCAUAGUGGAAGGGCCAUGAUGCAUCGUUUAUUGUUAAAUUCAACUGGUUUCGCAUUUAAGUACAUCAAUCUUAAAGUAAGAUUAACGAUAGUGAUAUUCCUGUUACAGUACCAAACAGGUGACAUGAUUAAUCUGAUUUUAAUCUCUUUUUAUGGUUAGAUAACAAACAACCAUUUGAUGCAGUCAUUUAUUUUUACACUCAGCUACUCUGAUUAAAUAUUUUUUUACAAUAAAUACUUCCAGCCAGAAAUUCUAUGUCCAGUGGCCAUUUUAUUAGGUACACCUGCAUGUUAAUGCAAACAGCCAGUCAUAUGACUGUGACUGAAUACAUACAGGAAGCAGACAGGGUCAAGAGGUUCAGUUAUGGUUCUAGGUUCUCAGAAACUGCCACCUUCCUGGGAUUUUUACACCCUACAGUGUCUGGGGAUUACAGAGAGUGGCCUGGUGAAGCAAAAGCCUCCUGUCACCGGCAUUUCUGUGGCUGAAAACAACCUUGUUUGUGAGAGAGAUCAGAGCAGAACGGCCAGACUUGUUAAAGCUAACAGAAAAGCCACGAGUACUGUGCAGAGUGGCUUCUCUGAACAUAAAACUCAUCUACUCUUGUAGUGGUUCUGGAGGCAAAAGUGGGUCCUAGCCAGAAAUAGUUGGAUGUACCUAAUAAAGUGGCCACUGAGGGUAUAUGCUGUGGAAAAUCUAACAGGGCUACCAAAAGAGCAAAGACUGCUCAUGUUUUAACAUGAAACAUCUUCAGAACUUCAGAGGUUCAUGGAUUUUUUCAUUUUUGGUUUUAUAUUUUUUUGAUUUUGAGAAACUCCGUAAAGAGCCCUGCUGGGUAAUGGGUCAGUAACUCAGUUUUCACACUAAUCCUAUGCUUUUGGCUGUUCCUUCACUCUACACACCAAUACAAUUGUACAUGAAGGGUUCUGUAAUACUUGUACUGUAGCAAAGAGAGACGUGUAUCUGUAACAGGAAGUGCAAUUGAUUUAAU
This is a messenger RNA of Paramormyrops kingsleyae, 4038 nucleotides long. RefSeq names its product inhibitory synaptic factor 2A-like. NCBI's taxonomy places the organism in Eukaryota, Metazoa, Chordata, Actinopteri, Osteoglossiformes, Mormyridae. The record is from RefSeq and is a predicted model, not a curated record. Gene Ontology annotation, cellular component: postsynaptic density. Gene Ontology annotation, biological process: inhibitory postsynaptic potential.